GUUCUCCGUGAUAACAUCCAGGGAAUCACCAAACCCGCCAUCCGCCGUCUGGCUCGCCGUGGUGGAGUGAAGCGUAUCUCCGGUCUGAUCUACGAGGAGACCCGCGGUGUGUUGAAGGUGUUCCUGGAGAACGUGAUCCGUGAUGCCGUCACCUACACUGAGCACGCCAAGAGGAAGACUGUGACCGCCAUGGAUGUGGUGUAUGCUCUGAAGAGGCAGGGCCGCACUCUGUACGGCUUCGGAGGUUAA
Molecule: messenger RNA, 249 nt
Organism: Epinephelus moara (kelp grouper)
Lineage: Eukaryota; Metazoa; Chordata; Actinopteri; Perciformes; Serranidae
Product: histone H4-like
Exons: 1
Biological process (GO): nucleosome assembly
Molecular function (GO): structural constituent of chromatin; DNA binding; protein heterodimerization activity
Source: RefSeq, a predicted model, not a curated record